This is a messenger RNA of Vombatus ursinus (common wombat), 1037 nucleotides long. RefSeq names its product abhydrolase domain containing 14A (gene ABHD14A). The record is from RefSeq and is a predicted model, not a curated record. The transcript has 5 exons. Lineage: Eukaryota; Metazoa; Chordata; Mammalia; Diprotodontia; Vombatidae. Gene Ontology annotation, cellular component: cytoplasm. The coding region runs from base 70 to 810 and encodes 246 amino acids.
CCAGGAAAUCGACGUCUGCGGCGCAGCCGCCCGGCCUAGCUUGGCUCUGGGGCGGUGCUGGGCCCGGGCAUGCAGGGCAUCCCAAAACUGCCCAAGGGGGUCCUGUUGGCCCUGGGCCUGCUCCUUACUAUACUGCUGUACCUGGGACUGCCUGGUAUCCCCCAGCCCCUCAUCUGGACCUGGGACAGCGACAAUGUCACCAUCCUGGCUGGCCUUACACACAGCAACUCUUCAGUCUUCUACCGGGAGGUACAGCCCCUUCACAAGCCCCACAGGAUUGAAGUGGUGUUACUACAUGGGAAGGCCUUUACUUCACACAUCUGGCAGCAGCUGGGAACACUGGAGAAACUGUCCCGAAGGGGAUACCGAGCCAUUGCUCUAGACCUCCCUGGUUUUGGGAACUCCUUCCCCUCCCCUGCAGCCAGCACAGAGGCUGGACGGGCAGAUCUCCUGGAUCACAUCCUGCAGGACCUGGAGGUCAAAAACCCAGUGUUGGUCAGCCCCUCCUUGAGCGGCCUCUACUCUUUGCCCUUCCUGAUGCGUACUCACCGGCAGCUUUGUGGAUUUGUCCCCAUUGCUCCCACCUUCACCGAGAACUAUACGCAGAAGCAGUUCUCGGCCAUCAAGACACCCACACUUAUCGUAUAUGGAGCUCUAGACAAAGGCCUGGCCCAGGAGUCUCUGCAGAAGCUUCGAUACCUCCCCAACCACUCAACAGUGAAGUUGCAGGAUGCUGGCCAUGCUUGUUACCUCCAUCAGCCCCAUGACUUCCACAACGCCCUGCUGACCUUCCUGGACAAGCUGCCCUGAAGGCUGCAUCUCUGUGAUGACCCUCCUGUCUCUGGGUGGAGCAGGGUGGGCCCAGGAAUCCCCGGAGACUGGGGUAGGGUUCAGCGGACCUUCGCAAGACAAUGCAUGCCAGUACCACAGAGGUAGACAAGGCUGAAGGCUGGUGGAACUGGGAACUUGUGGUUGCCCUCUAGGGGCCUCGCCAGCCCCCGCUCACUUGGACUUAAAUAAAUGAACUUUGUCUGCUU